GUCGAGCCACAGCCUGACGAGCCCGGCGUCCUCUUCAUCCGUGCCCCCUGGACCGAUUUCCCUGGUGCAGAUAGUCACCCUGACGGCCUCACAUACUCAAUCCUCGCGGAGCAUCCGGAGUGGUUCCUCGACGCCAGGGACUUUCUCUCCGAGACCAACGACGACCCCAAAGCUAUCGCGUACCCCGUGGUCCUUGAGCCCCCUCGUGGCUGGUGCCCUGCAAAGAAGAAGGAUGUCAAGGCGAAGUCGCAGAACGGUGGCAACCCCGAUGAGCCCAAAUUGCGCUGCACCUUCUGCCGUCGGACGUACUUGGGCGUCAAUGCUAAGAGCAUGUGGCGGAGGCACGUAUACGAGAAGCACAAGAUUGCUAUGGCCAAUAGAAGGGAC
Schizophyllum commune H4-8 is the source of this 387-nucleotide messenger RNA. RefSeq lists its product as uncharacterized. The transcript has a single exon. The annotation marks the transcript as partial. The record is from RefSeq and is a predicted model, not a curated record. NCBI's taxonomy places the organism in Eukaryota, Fungi, Basidiomycota, Agaricomycetes, Agaricales, Schizophyllaceae.